Alternaria metachromatica is the source of this 1515-nucleotide messenger RNA. RefSeq lists its product as uncharacterized. Gene Ontology annotation, biological process: protein acetylation. The record is from RefSeq and is a predicted model, not a curated record. NCBI's taxonomy places the organism in Eukaryota, Fungi, Ascomycota, Dothideomycetes, Pleosporales, Pleosporaceae. The transcript has 3 exons. Gene Ontology annotation, molecular function: N-acetyltransferase activity. Bases 1 to 1515 code for a protein of 504 amino acids.
AUGGCAUCUUCAAGCGCAACAAUUCGCCACGCGACCCGCGAAGAUGUUCCUACCAUCCUAGCCCUUAUCAAGGAGCUUGCGCUCUACGAAAACGCCAGUGACAAGGUUGACUCAACUGAAGAAAUCCUCACGCGCACCCUCGCACACUACGAUCCUUCCACUUCGACCUUCUCCGAAGGCUUCGCCCGUACACUCCUCCUCAGCGACCCCGACGGCACGGUAGCAGGCAUGGCUCUAUACUUCUACAACUACAGCACAUGGACAGGCGUGCCAGGCAUCUACUUGGAAGACUUGUUCGUCAAGGAGAGCUACAGGAAGAAGGGCUAUGGCAAGAGACUCCUUAAGGAGCUCGCUGGGGAGGUGCUCAAGGUCGGAGGUAGGAGGCUCGAAUGGAGCUGCCUGGACUGGAAUGAGCCCAGUCUGAAGUUCUACGAGAGCGAGAUCAUAGGGGCGCAAAGGAAGACGGCAUGGGUAGGCUUGCGUGUGGAUGGAGACGCAUUGGAGAAGCUUGCAAAAUCGUUGUUGCGACUUGAACGGAAGAAGGACACGCUCGACGAUUACCAACAACUUGUCGGUCGCCAUGACGGCCUCCAAGAUCUCAUGCACGUCAUCGCAGAAGCCGACGGUUCUCCAGCGCCCACCAUGGACUUCAUCAAGUCGAACUUGGGCCUAGCGCGAGACUUUGUCGAGGAGUUUGGGAAAGCUACCGAGCUGUACAAUAUCGCAGUGUGUCGCGUCAUCGGACCUGCCAUGUACACGACACUGCCACGUGAAAUCCGCGAUAUGGUCUACGAGUACCUGACCCCACACCAACUCGAUAUCACUCUCCGGCCUUGCUAUCCUUGCGCAGACUCCGAUCUAUUACACGUUUUUGGCGAGGAUACGGAGUACCGCCUGUACUUUGACCCACGACCUCGCACGCGGGACGACGAAGUUUGCCCCGAGUAUUACUGGAGAGACGACAUCAUCGGUCGCGAAGCAGCUUACGAGCUUAUGGAAGCGUGGUAUCGAAACAGCAUCUUCAAUAUGAGGGCAGAAUGGAUCGAGGAUGAUUGGCCGACCAAAUGGCUGAACACAUUGCUCAACAAUGAUCGUUUUGCGGCUGGGUUGCGACCUCGUAAAUUGAUCGCUAAUUUCGCCUUCGACGUUUUAGUCCGCGGUGCGGAAGAAGCAGAGUUCGACACGCUUUGGCAAAAGAACGUGUUCAAGGCUAUGGAAAGCUUGUUCUUACUCAAGGAAGGGACGCGGAUACAAAUCAGCGUGAUGUUCCAGGGUUGCAGAGAUGAAGUCGCAGGGUUAAGACAAUUCCUGAAUCGCAUACGUCCUGCCUUUCUGCGUCUACGAAACCUGGGCUAUCGGUGCACGAUUAAGAUCAUCAAACGACGGCUCAAGCUUCUUCAUGAAAUUGUUGAAGAAUGGGUACAAGAGCUCGAGACGGAGGUUAAGGGAAAUGAUAACGCGGGGCUGAUCGGUGUCUGGGAUAGUGAGCAGUAUGCUGGGACGGGGAUACGUUAA